AUGUCUACUUCCAACCCAUUGCAAAAUAUUUUAACACCAGACCAAUUUCAAAAAUGUAUCAACUUCUAUGAGGCUGACCAGAGAUUGGAUCAUAACGAUAGAGUCACAAUUGCGUCGCAAUUACAAGGUAUAGCAAUUAAGUCGAAUCUUAUUGGAUAUACUUCGGGUAUGUUGGGAUUCUUUGGCCCAACUGUCUACAUCAGACUUAUCAAAAAGCCACUCAUCACCCCAACUCCAUUCUUUUUGAUCCAAUAUCCAUUCUUCUCAUUGCUUCUUGGCUUUGGUACCUUGGUUGCUGGUAACUACUACUCAGGAAAGUAUUUCUUUAAAAAGACCAAGGAGACUCCAUCGUCUUUCCCCAAUACUAACGUCGCCAACGUGUGGAAGAAUAUGGAGUACCAAAACGUUGGUGCUUACACAUUGUACUACCUCAGAACAAGCUUCAAUCCAAUGUUCAUCAUCAGGGACCCAAGAACUUGCUCCGAUGAAGCCUUAGUUGAUGCUAAGCAAUCUGGCCAUUUCACAGACAGCCUUGGCUUGGGACAUACUGACUCUACUGGUCAAAAACACCCAUUGAGCGUCUGGGAUAGAUUGAGAUUGCACCAUGGUGGUGAUAUCAGUAAGUAG
Molecule: messenger RNA, 627 nt
Organism: Lodderomyces theae
Lineage: Eukaryota; Fungi; Ascomycota; Pichiomycetes; Serinales; Debaryomycetaceae
Exons: 1
Coding region: 1-627 (208 amino acids)
Source: RefSeq, a predicted model, not a curated record